AUGGAUAUGGACGACGAAUUCGAGAGAACCAAGCGAGAAAUGCAGGCGAUCAUCGACGAGGUGAGCAACACCAAAAUCCAGUCGUUCCGACGCGACACGACGGAUUCUCCGAGUCUCGUACAGCUUGUAACAGAGGUUUUCGAUAAAAUGGAGAAGGAUUAUGACACUGUCAAAAACAAUUUGGACGUUGUCGUCAAAGAGCGCGAAAAUUUGGAAAAAAAAAACACGAAAAUCAGCAAGGAAAUCGAUAGAGAAGAGGGUGAUCUGAAUCUUCUCGAAGAGACAAGAAACGAGCUGAAAAAGCUGACCGAGCUGCUUAAAUCCUAA
Molecule: messenger RNA, 327 nt
Organism: Caenorhabditis remanei
Lineage: Eukaryota; Metazoa; Nematoda; Chromadorea; Rhabditida; Rhabditidae
Exons: 2
Coding region: 1-327 (108 amino acids)
Source: RefSeq, a predicted model, not a curated record